AAAAGAAACUCUGGGCAAACGUACCAACCAGUCGGAAUGGCAUAUCUUGUACGAUACCUGACCCCAGAGCCCACAAUGUUUUCGAUCUUAAAAGCUCUCGUCUCAUCCCGACUCGUCAGCCUCGCAAUUACUUAACCGAUCCAACUUCAGUCAUUCGCUUGCCGUGAAGGAUAUCAACCGCCAUAAUGGUUCGUCUAUUGAAGUACGCUGGCGCCAGCUCCCUACUGGUUGCUACCGUGAGCGCCAACUAUGUCAGCUCCUCUCAGUACGAGGAGGAGGACUGCACCGAGACUGAGGCCUACAGCUCGACCUCGGUUUCACACCCGACUACCAGCUCCUCCGUCGGUGGAUACCCGGUCAUCACCCCCUCGUCUUCGGCUGGAUACCCAGCUGUGAGCACCUACCCGGGUUCUUCUGCCAGCACGAAGAGCGCCACCUCCCCUGCUUAUCCCACCAUCUCCGUUACCCCAAGCAAGAGCGCCUCCGUCCCUGGCUCCUCUACCUCCACUGGUGCCACCUAUCCCGGAGGUGAGACCGAGACCUUGACAAAGUACUCGACUUUAGUCUCCACGAUCACCUCGUGCCACCCCACCGUUACCGAUUGCCCAGUUGGAUCAAAGACUACCGUUGUCGUCCCCUACCCGACAUCGGUCCCCCAGGGACACCCCACCACCGGUGUCUCCAAGACUUACCCGGCUGAGACUCCUUCUUAUCCCGUCGGAACCCCCUCCACCUACCCUGCUGGAAGCGCCAGCAACUCGGUACCUACCUACCCCGUCAGCAAGCCGGCUACUUCUUAUCCCGCUUCUGUCCCGUCUUACCCGGCUGAGACCCCUAAGUACCCUACUAAGGGUUCCAGAAAGCCCGUUCCUACUUAUCCUGCUGGAACUGCCGGUUACCCUGCCGCUUCUUCUACUUUCUCAACUAGCUACGGUGUCAACAGCACUACUUUCUCCGUCCCCAGCUACCCCACCGAGACACCCAAGACACCCAAGACCACCACAACCGGCUCCACUCCUAUCCCUACCGCUGGCGCUGCCAUCGUGGGAUCUAGCGUCACCGGCGCUUUGUUCGCUUUCGCCGCUCUGUGCGUUGCCUUCUUCUAAAUGGUUUAGGCCUAUGGUACUAGAUAGGUAGUACGUGACGAAGCCAUGGAAUGACGGUACUUCGAGGGUCAGGAAAUAUGUAAAACGCGACGGGACGGAAUAUAGGACUUAUAUUCACGUGGA
This is a messenger RNA of Annulohypoxylon maeteangense, 1229 nucleotides long. RefSeq lists its product as uncharacterized. The coding region runs from base 186 to 1106 and encodes 306 amino acids. The record is from RefSeq and is a predicted model, not a curated record. The transcript has 2 exons. NCBI's taxonomy places the organism in Eukaryota, Fungi, Ascomycota, Sordariomycetes, Xylariales, Hypoxylaceae.